Helianthus annuus (common sunflower) is the source of this 793-nucleotide messenger RNA. Its product is annotated as transcription factor bHLH14. Gene Ontology annotation, biological process: regulation of DNA-templated transcription. The transcript has a single exon. NCBI's taxonomy places the organism in Eukaryota, Viridiplantae, Streptophyta, Magnoliopsida, Asterales, Asteraceae. Gene Ontology annotation, cellular component: nucleus. The coding region runs from base 117 to 719 and encodes 200 amino acids. The record is from RefSeq and is a predicted model, not a curated record. Gene Ontology annotation, molecular function: transcription cis-regulatory region binding; protein dimerization activity; DNA-binding transcription factor activity.
AGGUUAAUAUAACCAUGAGUUUGUGGAAACUGAGGUCGUGAUUCAUAUGGUUUAAUAUAACCACUAGUGUUAUUUCUAUUUAUACCCCCAACUUCGGAAAUUCCCAUUUCAAAACCAUGGAUGAUUUUUUCAUUCUUUCACCUUGCACUUCUUCUUCUUCUUCUUCUAACACACCUGCUCCUCCUCCAGUGGCUGCUUUAGUACCACAACCAAACGGUCUGGUUUCGGAUUCCGACCGCGAGCUGGUUAUCGCACCCAGGGUGGUGAAAAAGAAAGCAAAAAACCACGUGCGGCGUGAGAAGAACCUCAACAAGCAGUUCUACAGUCUCUUGUCGGUGGUCCCAAAGGUCUCCAAGAUGGACAAGGCGUCGUUGCUAGGGGACGCGGUGUGUUACAUCAACGAACUGAAACAAAAGGUUGAAGAACUCGAAUCCGAGCUGGAAAUGAGGGACAGUACAAAGGUUAAUUGUGAGAAGAAGAAGAAGAAGAACAUACAAGUGAAAAUGGUGGGUGAAUAUGCGAUUAUAAGAGUGCAGUCGGCGAACAGCGAUUGGCCGGAGUUGAAACUGAUGUCGGCGUUGGGGAAGAUGGAAGCCAAAAUCCAGCAUGCAACCAUGUCGUGUGUUAAUGACGUUAUGUUUCAAGAUUUUGUCGCUAAGAUCCCCGGUGCCACAGAAGAUGAAGUCAAGGCUUAUCUUCAUACCAGAUUAAACAAGUAAUUAUUAUUAUUAUUAGUAUGUUUAUUGCACAUGUUUAUCCCUUUGGCAGUUUCUAGUUAACAGUUGGAUCCUUU